Messenger RNA from Tarenaya hassleriana, 2090 nucleotides. RefSeq names its product mitochondrial fission 1 protein A-like. The record is from RefSeq and is a predicted model, not a curated record. NCBI's taxonomy places the organism in Eukaryota, Viridiplantae, Streptophyta, Magnoliopsida, Brassicales, Cleomaceae. Gene Ontology annotation, biological process: autophagy of mitochondrion; peroxisome fission; mitochondrial fission. Gene Ontology annotation, cellular component: mitochondrial outer membrane; peroxisomal membrane. The transcript has 5 exons. The coding region runs from base 87 to 590 and encodes 167 amino acids. Gene Ontology annotation, molecular function: protein binding.
ACGCAGGUGUUCUUCUUCUUCUUAAGAGGCCGAGCAAACCCUUCCUUUAAAUCAGAUAUUUGGAUCGGCUUCUCUGUGUUGUUUCAAUGGAUGCUAAGAUGGGACAAUUGUUCGAAUCCGUUGGUUCCUUCUUCAGCGGUGGCGAUAAGAUCCCCUGGUGCGAGUGCGAUGUCAUCGUCGGGUGUGAAAGAGAGGUCCAAGAGGCCACGGAUGGUGGCUCCGAAGAACUUAAGAAGGAGACCAUAAUGCGAUUAUCAUGGGCGCUUGUUCAUUCUCGUCAACCGGAAGAUGUGCAACGUGGAAUCGCCAUGCUUGAAGCAUGUCUGGCAAAUAGUAGCCCUCCUUUGCAGGACCGAGAGAAGCUUUAUCUUCUUGCCGUUGGAUACUAUCGAACCGGUGAUUAUCCAAAGAGCCGUCAGCUCGUGGAGCACUGUCUCGAGAUUCAACCUGAUUGGAGGCAAGCAUUGGUCCUGAAGAAGACUGUUGAGGACAAAAUCGCAAAGGAUGGUGUAAUUGGGAUAGGGAUCACGGCUACAGCCGUAGGCCUCAUAGCUGGUGGAAUUGCUGCAGCUUUGGCCCGCAAGAAAUGACCACCUAUGGACGCGAUGUGCAUAUGAAUAAUGUGUAUCUAUAAGUUUUCUUCCCUUUGGUGAGUGUUUUGUGUAUUCAUGAUCUCUAUUUUAACAGACUAACCAAAUUUCUCUCGCAAAAGGAUAACAUGUGUCCAAAAUGUGUGUGGGCGAGAUGAGGAUGUUGCGAUGGAUGUGCGGACAUACACGGAUGGACAGAAUCCGGAAUGAAAGUAUUAGAGAGAAAUUAGGAGUCGUAACCAUAGAAGAGAAAUUACGGGAAGGGCGCAUAAGGUGGUUUGGAUAUAUAAAACAUAUACCGUUCGACGCUCCGGUUAGAAAAUUAGAGAGUAUAAAGAUAUCUCGUGAAGAAACGAAGAAGGGGUAGGUUUGGAAACGAGUCAUUAGGAAUGAUUUGGAUGUGUUGUAAAUUUCGGAGGAUACGAUUCAAAACCGAAAUGAGUGGAAAAGAAGAUCAUUCUUCCCAAUUACAUGCUCCUUCAACCCUCGGAUUCUAAUGCAUCAAGUAAAUCGUUUCUUUUGCUGGUUUAGAUGGGGCAUUUAAUCGGCCACAUGCAUGCCUGCGUAGUAGUCAUGGUUGAAGGCACGCUUCCGAUCUUCAAAUAUAUUUCUGCAAUUAUUGUGGAUUUAUCGUUGAACUUUAUUUAUAUCUGCAUUUUAUAGCUAACCAUCUUUCACAUUAUACAACGUUUUGGCGAUAAAAGAUGGGCGGUUCAUCGUCCAAGUCGAAGAACACUUCUCGUGGCCGGAAAACGGCCAGAAGAUUGACAAGACAUGGCAGUGACAGUAGCUCGGCUGAUUCGCACAGCUAUCACCAUUCUUCACGGUUCUUUCAUUCUCGUUAACCAUAAUUGUUUUGCACCAAAUACUCAAAUACCAUACCACUAUUCCAUAUAUACAUAUAUAUAUAUAUAUAUACACCUUGUGUUCUAUUAAAUAGAAUUAAAGAAGAGUUUUGUUCACAGGCGAGGACAUCAUAGCUACUCCAAGUCGAAGAAACCCACUGGUAAAAGCAAGGCGAAAGCGACGAAAUCAAAGAGACGAGGGAAAAAGAUACAAACUUCAGACUCUCGCCACUUUUCGGUAAAGAGAAUUCUUAGUCAUGGAGGAAGCAAAUCUUGGAAGGGGAUGUCGGGAAAGCUGAAGGGAAAGAGAAAGAUUGAUUCGUAUUCAGAUUCAGAUUCGACAUCUUCGAUGGGUCACCAUCAUGACACUUCCCAUUGUAUGCACUCGCCACCGUCGUCAUCGUCAUCGUCAUCACCUCCUUAUCCCGACUUAUGUGGCCAUCGGUAUUCUAACACCCAUUGCUUACAUGAUUAAUUAGACGAAAAUGUCAUAACUCGGAUUAUCUUCCUCGUCGGUGAUUGUUAUAGUCUUUGCCGAUCUUCUUCUUCUUCAUCGCUGCACAGUUAUAAAUGUUGUGAAAAAUUAUUCUAAGAAUCUCAAAUGUUCUGUAACCUUUGUGGUGAAUGCAAACAUUACAGAGCAGAGUUUUCAAUC